AUGGCACAACCCUUUUCCCUUCUGGGCCUCAUUGCGAGCCUCCUCGCCCUCCUGCCUAUUGAUGCGGCCCUGGGAGCCAUGGACAGAAUCAAAGACAUCAGAGCACCUUUUCUGACCGAGCACCAACCGAACUCGCCCGCCUUGGAUUAUAAAGACGACGAGAUUAAGGACCAGAACGACCAGAACGUCCUCGUCAGGGACGUGCCCCUCUAUCAGAGUGAACUUGCCAAAGACCCGGAGAACAAACCAUGGUGGGCUGGCGACCUCACCAGCAUCAACGGUUACUUCUUCUCGGAACACGGCGCCAGUUACUGCACCGGUAAAUAA
Messenger RNA from Chaetomium globosum CBS 148.51, 327 nucleotides. RefSeq lists its product as uncharacterized. The transcript has 4 exons. Lineage: Eukaryota; Fungi; Ascomycota; Sordariomycetes; Sordariales; Chaetomiaceae. The record is from RefSeq and is a predicted model, not a curated record. The coding region runs from base 1 to 327 and encodes 108 amino acids.